UCACCCAUUGGUUGCGUACACAGUGGGAGGGAAGGUGCUGGUGACUCCAAAAGUGUGCCUGCUCCAUUGAAGAGACACAGAAAGGCUGGAAUGCUGCUGUUAGUAAAAAUCUCCCCACGAAUGUCCCGUAAAGUGACGAUUCCUGAGGUACCUGAAUCAGUUGAAGAAUUGCAAAACAUCCUUAAGGAAAAACUUGAACUUCAAGGUAGCUUCGCGUUACAAUAUGAGGACCCAGACUUCAAUAAUGCUCCGUGUAAUUUGAUUGACAUCCAUGAUUUGCCACCUGAGCGUGCGAUAUUGCACAUUCUUUGGGAUGAGACAUUUCCACUUGUUCAGCAAGAGUCAGACUCUGUUGGUUCAGAGUCUUCCCUGGACACAGCCAGUUUAUCCAGCAGAGAGUCAUUCCAGAGUCCCUCAGCUUUCAUCAGGAACCAUCUGCGAAGUGUCUCAGGGUGGCCUUCACCUUUUCCCAUCCCGUCCUUCUCCUACGAUGUGGAGUUGAGGCUGCGCAAAGGCAAUGAGGCAUAUGAAAGAACGAAGAAAGGUAUCACCUUAACCAGAGACAUGAAGAUAGACAUUUUGGACAAGAUCGCUCAGGCAGUGUUUGAACUGAAAGCCUAUCCUGAUCAUGACCAGAUUGAGUCAGUUGCUUCUGCUCUCAUCGGUAGACAUCCAUGCCUUCGAGAACCAGGCAAUGAAACUGGAUAUGGCGGAUGGAAAACAAGCAUAAAAUACAAACUUGGUAAUUACAGGUCCAAGCUGCGUCAGGCAGGCUGUACUGAGGUUAGCAUUAACCAGAGGAAGAGGGGCAGUGAAGAUGCAAGCACAGGUCCUUCUCUGAAGAGAGCAAAGAGAGGCGAAAUUAACCAUCUCCCUGACCAUCCAGAAAAUUAUAAUGAUGACUCACUGGAGAAUGAAAGACUGGUUCUAGUUGAGGAUUUCAAGAGGAAGAACAAGGAUGUUGCACUCAUCAGACAAAAUAUGGAGCUGACUUUCUCCCUGAGGCGCAGGGAGAUCGUGGAGUUGCAACCUAUGGUUUCAGAGAUACUGGAACGUUGGCCUGCUCUAUUUUGUGAGGAAGAGAUUAGAGAAGAGUUUUAUCGGAUCACAAAUAGAAACCUCCUGGAGAACUUUAAAGAAGCCCUCCAACAAAACACCUGUAGGCUCCUGAAACUCUAUCGAGCGAGAAGGACAGCUUCUCUGUCAGAGAUGGAUCAGGUCCUUAACAGCUUGGAUCAAGUGACAUCUGACAUCACUGCACAUCGACAAACUGCAGCUUUAAAGGGCCUUCCCUUGUAUCUCCGUGAGAGCCAGGAGAAGCUCUUCAGAACCUGUCUUGCCACUGACCCAGAUGAGGAGCAGACGAAGGGCCUCACUGUGGGUAUCCUCACUGUGCUGGAGGAUGAUGACACCACAGUGCCUCAAAGUGUCGUGAGUGUGGCUGUUGUUGUGGAAGAAGAGAUUGUCCUUCAAGAUCUUCCUGACCUACCAACUGCUUUUGCCUACCUCUUUGGACUGAUCUAUGCUUUAAACAUCCAGUACCCAAAAGAUCUCAGGUACACAUUCGAAACUGUGCAGAAGGUGUUCAUGGAACUUGGAGCAGACCUCUCUGCAAGGGUCAGAUCGCUCAAAAACAAACUCCUUCAGUAAAUCCAAAAGUUCUGGAUUUGGAGUUGUUGACCUCUAAAAGUUAGGUACAGCUCACAUGUUUUAUAUUUUUGAUUCAUACGUGUUCUGUAUGGUCUUGUUCUUGUGAUCACGUUGUAUGUUUUCGAUUCAUACGAGUUCUGUAUGGUCUUGUUCGUGCGAUUUUGAGACCUGAAGUUGUUGCACUCGGAAGAUUCAUACUUAUUUAUCAUAUUGGUUCCGUAUGAUAUUCUAUAGAUGACAUGCUUGAAAUUUUGAGACCAGAAAUUAUGUUGCUCAGUAACCUUUAAACAGAUUUAGUACAUUCAUAGUUGUACAUCAUACUGAUUCGCUAUGGUCUUGUAUACAUUACUUGUGUUUGAUGAUACUACAAGAUGGCACAAUAUGCUGUCACUCAUUAGUUUGCAAUAAAUGCACUUGGCCCUGUUGGAAGAGAUUUGAUGCUCGUAGA
This is a messenger RNA of Corythoichthys intestinalis (scribbled pipefish), 2098 nucleotides long. RefSeq lists its product as uncharacterized. Lineage: Eukaryota; Metazoa; Chordata; Actinopteri; Syngnathiformes; Syngnathidae. Bases 91 to 1650 code for a protein of 519 amino acids. The record is from RefSeq and is a predicted model, not a curated record. The transcript has 5 exons.